GCCUCAUCUUUAUUCUUCAUCCUGUGAAUUUACUAGUUGUCAAUGUCAUUAAAACAUGGGACAGCCGACGUGAAGUAAAAGAACAAGAAGCUUCAAGCAACAGCUGGGUUUUUUUCUUUAUAAUUUCACACAAGAUUUCAUGUUUAUUUUUCUAUAACCAAGUUAAAUAAUUGAUUUCGACGAAUAAGGAAAGGCGUCGCUCAGGAGAAACGCAUCAUGAAAAAAUUUCGAGCCCACAGUCUUUUCAUUUAUGUCUGUUAUAUAAGCGUUGCAGCAGAGGAGAAUUUACAAAAGCAAAUGCAAGAUAAACUGGACAAGGAAUAUAAAAUGCAAAGACAGAAGAAAGUUAUUCGUGUUGACAAAGUAAUGCAGAAACACAUCUUCCAGAAUGUGAGAAAUCCAUUCGAUGAAAAGAAGAAUGAAAAACACGUUUUUCGUAACGAUGACAAACCAAAUAUUAAGUGGUUCGACAACAAAUUUAAUAUCAACUUCCCCACGAGUAAUCAUCUUCACCAGCCAUUUCAUAUACGACAUGCACCCAUUCCGUCGAUAGGUGUUCCGUGGCCAAAACCACAAAAAAUCCGCUCCAGUAGUGACUCUUUAUAUAGAAUCAAAACACUGUCUGCGAAAACAAACUUGACAAAAUGUGAUUUAUUAUCCAAAGCGGUUAAACGAUACAGAGACCUAUUUUUCACUUGUCACAACGAACACUUUAUCAAUAAUUUGUUGAACGUACACAAUGCUAACUUUACAUUUCCAAUACAAAAGCCAAGUCUCGAGUAUUUGAUGUCUCAGCCAGAGAUUUCAAGACUUUAUUUAUUAGUUAUGACUUGUCCGUCAUAUCCUACCAUAUCAUCGGACGAGUCAUAUACACUAAAAACAUCGAGCAAGGGAAUACAGAUAAAAGCAAAUGAAGUGUGGGGCGCCAUUAGAGGUUUAGAGACUCUCAGUCAGCUUAUAAUCUGCAUCAAUAACACUCUUAUUAUCAAAAGGACAGAGAUUACAGACUAUCCUCGAUUUCCACACAGAGGUAUUUUAAUAGAUUCAGCAAGACAUUUCAUGAGCAAAACGACGAUGUAUCAGAUGUUGAGUGCUAUGGAGAUGAAUAAAAUGAACGUUCUUCACUGGCACUUAACAGAUGACCAGUCUUUCCCAUUUCAGAGUCAAACAUUUCCUGAUCUCAGUGGAAAGGGGUCUUAUCAUCCUUCCCUAACGUACACCCCAGAAGAUGUUCGAGAUAUCAUUGAAUUUGCUAGAGUCAGAGGAAUACGAAUUAUCCCAGAAUUUGAUGUACCAGGGCAUUCUUUUUCGUGGGGGUAUGGGCAUCCGGAAUUACUGACUCAAUGCUUUGACAAACGAGGUCCUAUAUCGGGACACUUUGGACCCAUGAACCCGGCAAAAAACAACACAUACACGUUUCUUUCAAAGUUUUUCAAAGAAAUAUUGAAAGUUUUUAAAGAUCAAUACAUUCAUCUAGGAAACGAUGAAGUACCACUGGCGUGUUGGAAUUCUAAUCAAGAAGUCCGCCAAUUUAUGUCGAAGAUUAAUCAUAUCUCCAAUUUUAAAAACGAAGGAACAGCAGCCUGGAAUUUCUUCACAGGAAGAUUAAUCCAAUCGAUUAAGAAUGUCUUUACCCAGAGAGAAAAUGGUGUUAAAUUCAUUCUAUGGCAAGAAGCUUUUCAGUCGAAUUUAAACAUUCCCGGUGAUGCAAUUGUCCAAGUAUGGCUUGGUCCACAAUCUCUGGUCGAAGAAGUGACCCGACGAGGAUAUCACGCCAUAGUUUCUUCCUGCUGGUACAUCAAUAUGAUCAAAUAUGGCGUAGUGUGGCCAGAGUACUACUUGUGUGACCCGGUCAGUUAUAGUUUCCGAGGUGAUAAGAGCCUAGUUUUGGGUGGAGAGGCAUGUCUUUGGAGUGAAUUCAUCACCAGUGAGACCGCUGUCGGCGUGCUAUGGCCUAAGGCAUCAGCUGUAGCAGAGAGGCUGUGGAGUGAUCAGUCAUUGAGGGAUGUUAAUGAAGCAGCUCCUAGACUAGAGGAACAAAGGUGCAGGAUGUUAAGACGAGGUCUCCCUAUUGGGGAUGUUAGUGGACCAGGUUUUUGUAAUGUUAAAGCCACUGCAAAUCCUACCUUUCACAAUGAUAAUAUGAAAGGGCAAAAACAUAAAUCAAGAAGUUCAGCCAAUAUACAGAGUGUUUACUAUGUUUCCGCGUGUCUACUUUUGGUGGGGAUGUUCCUAUUUACGUUUUUCCUGCAAAAAUUCAAAACAAAGAUGAAAUCGGGAUGUUUUGAUACGCUUCCAAGAUUAAUGGGCCGCUAAACAGCAUUUAUACUGAAGGGAAUUCUCCACAGCUUCAAGUCAUGCCAAAGGCUUCCAUUACCAAUGGUCAGGUGUAUGUAUUUUGUGGAAAUCUUUUGAAGAGACGUCUGCAUAAAGAAGAAGUAUAAAUUCUUGAAGGAUAACACAAUCAUGCAGAAAAUAAGAAUGGAAAAUGAAAUCGCUUAUGUGCACACAGUACUUGUUCUGUUGUCCAAAUAUUUAUAAACAUUUUGCUUGCCAGUUUAAUUGAUAACAAAUCUUAGUUAUUUGCGGAAAUGUUAUUGAUUUUAGAUUGUACAAUUGUGUUGUGUUUUUUUUAAAGUGAUAUAUUAAAA
This is a messenger RNA of Magallana angulata, 2651 nucleotides long. Its product is annotated as beta-hexosaminidase subunit alpha-like. Gene Ontology annotation, molecular function: beta-N-acetylhexosaminidase activity. Lineage: Eukaryota; Metazoa; Mollusca; Bivalvia; Ostreida; Ostreidae. The record is from RefSeq and is a predicted model, not a curated record. Gene Ontology annotation, cellular component: membrane. Gene Ontology annotation, biological process: carbohydrate metabolic process; ganglioside catabolic process; glycosaminoglycan metabolic process. The transcript has 16 exons. Bases 217 to 2316 code for a protein of 699 amino acids.